AUGGCAUUUACACCUUCAGUUGGAGUGAUUGGCUGUGGAAGCCUUGGCACAGCAAUUUUGCAAGGUUUGCUCAGUGCGAAGGAACCAAAAGUGAGGCCAUCCAAGAUUCUAGCAUCAGUCACUUCUGAGGCUUCUGCGGCCAAGUUGCGAGAGGCACUACCUAGUGUUGAGGUGCACAAAGGUGAAAAUGAAGUUGUUGCGGCAUGUGACAUUGUUAUAUUGGCAUGUCCACCGAACCUGAUGUCGGAUGUGCUUGGUGGUUUAGACAAGGUGUUGCAAGGGAAACUGCUAAUCAGUGUGCUCGCUGGGGUGAGCACUGAAAGCAUCAAGAAGGUCGCUGGCGGAGCGUGGGUGGUCCGGUCCCUGCCCAACCUGGCUGCAGCCCAGCAAGCAUCUGCAACAGCCGUUGAGGACUUUGAUCAGGACAUGCCUGCGGAGAAAGUCGAUCUGGCCACAGCUGUGAUUGAGCAGUUUGGUGGGGUUGUGCUUCUUCCAGCUUCAAUCAUGGAUGCCAGUACAGUUGUUUGUGGAUCAACACCUGCGUUCAUUGCUCUUUUCCUCGAUGGACUCAUUGAUGGUGCGGUUGCUGCUGGUGUGCCUCGCAACAAGGCCAAUGCUAUGAUUGCGCAGGUCAUGGGAAGUACGACCGCGUUGCUUGGUGAGCAGAAAGCGUCGGAGCUGCGGGAGUCGGUUUGUGCGAUGCCGGGGUGUACUAUUCAGGGAAGUAUCGCGCUCGAGGAGGGUGGCGUGAGAGGAACAGCAGCAAAGACGAUGAAGAUGGCUAUCGAGGCGGCGAAGAAGUUGGGAUAG
This is a messenger RNA of Lithohypha guttulata, 810 nucleotides long. RefSeq lists its product as uncharacterized. Gene Ontology annotation, biological process: L-proline biosynthetic process. The record is from RefSeq and is a predicted model, not a curated record. NCBI's taxonomy places the organism in Eukaryota, Fungi, Ascomycota, Eurotiomycetes, Chaetothyriales, Trichomeriaceae. Gene Ontology annotation, molecular function: pyrroline-5-carboxylate reductase activity. The coding region runs from base 1 to 810 and encodes 269 amino acids. The transcript is spliced from 2 exons.